Molecule: messenger RNA, 4113 nt
Organism: Pundamilia nyererei
Lineage: Eukaryota; Metazoa; Chordata; Actinopteri; Cichliformes; Cichlidae
Gene: tom1l2a
Product: target of myb1 like 2 membrane trafficking protein a
Exons: 17
Coding region: 61-1698 (545 amino acids)
Biological process (GO): signal transduction
Cellular component (GO): membrane; endosome
Molecular function (GO): phosphatidylinositol binding; ubiquitin binding; clathrin binding
Source: RefSeq, a predicted model, not a curated record
UUGAUAGUACUGCCUCUGGGCCGAAGCCUGUCAUUCCCGGGCGGAUCGUUUGUUGUCAAGAUGGAGUUCUUACUUGGAAAUCCGUACAGUACUCCCGUGGGCCAGUGUAUAGAGAGAGCAACAGAUGGAGGCCUACAGAAUGAGGACUGGACCCUCAACAUGGAGAUCUGCGAUAUCAUAAAUGAAACCGAUGAAGGGCCAAAAGAUGCCAUGCGGGCACUGAAGAAGAGACUGAGCGGCAACAAGAACUACAGAGAAGUUAUGCUCGCACUAACCGUAUUGGAGACAUGUGUGAAGAACUGUGGUCACAGGUUUCAUGUCCAGGUGGCCAACAGAGAUUUUAUUGAUGGUGUUUUGGUAAAGAUCAUCUCCCCCAAAGCCAACCCCCCAACGAUCGUACAAGACAAAGUGCUGUCUCUUAUACAGGCCUGGGCAGAUGCCUUCAGGAGUAGUCCUGAUCUAACUGGGGUGGUGCAUAUUUAUGAGGAACUGAAAAGGAAAGGUGUUGAGUUCCCAAUGGCAGACCUGGAUGCACUGUCUCCGAUUCACACACCACAGAGGGGGACACCAGAAGUAGAUCCAGCCAUGGUCAAGUACCUUGCCCCAACCUCACCUGAUCCCACGACUCCUAAACCUGCCUCACCCGUUCCCCCUGCCACACAGGCCCCUGAAAUUCCCAACCCCAUCACAGCAACUCCUGAACAGAUUGCCCGGCUGCGUAGCGAGCUGGACGUAGUGCGAGGAAACGUCAAAGUCAUGUCGGAGAUGCUAACUGAGAUGGUCCCAGGUCAGGAAGAGGCUUCUGAUCUAGAACUGCUUCAGGAGCUGAACAGAACAUGCCGAGCUAUGCAGCAGAGAGUGGUCGAGCUGAUUUCGCGCGUCUCUAAUGAGGAAGUGACCGAGGAGCUCCUACACGCAAAUGAUGACCUCAACAACAUUUUCCUCCGAUACGAGAGGUAUGAGAGGUACAGGUCAGGUAGAGCUGCACAGAACAAUGGGCUGAUGGAGAUGUUAACUGAAGCCACAGAGGACAACCUGAUAGACCUGGGCCCAGGAUCCCCAGCUGUGGUAACACCCAGGAUCACAUCCAGCCCUCCACCUAGCUCCACUGUUGGAGCCAUGGCUUCUCCUGCCCGCAACCCCACUGCAGCAUCCCUAUCCAGUGCUCUAGCUGGACUUGAUGUAGGCUCAGAAAGCCCGAGCGGCACCCCGUCGUCUCAAUCGGCCCAGAACCCGGACGACUUUGACAUGUUCGCACAGACCAGGGGGAGCUCUCUGGCUGAACAGCGCAAAAAUGUAAAAUAUGAAGACCCUCAGGCUCUGGGUGGCCUGGCCUCUGCUUUGGGUGUUAGACAACAGAAUACAGGAGGGCUGAGGGUUAAAGGGGAUGAUAACCCAGCAGAUCAGGAGCUGCCCAUAGACAGCUGGCUUAUUACCCAAGGAAUGAUCCCAGUAUCGCAGUCCUCUGUCAUGGAUGACAUAGAGGAGUGGCUCUGUACUGACGUGAAAGGUGAUGCUGCUGAAGAAGGGGUAACUAGUGAAGAAUUUGAUAAGUUCCUGGAGGAGCGAGCUAAGGCUGCAGACACUCUGCCAUCUCCCCCAGGAUCUAACCCUGCUAACCUCUCCCACCCCGCCCGUGCCCCGAGUGGCUCCCAUAAGAAGACUGAACGGACGGAAGAUGCCCUCUUUGCCUUGUAGACUGUUCUCAGAGGACCUCGGUUUCUCUCCAGGGCAUCUAAAGGUCUUGGCCCAAAAUGACCCCACCCGCCACCCUCCAAAACAAUCCUCCUAGUCCCAUUUCAUUGCUGACUGGCAUUGGUGUAGCAACUGAUCUCCACCUCCUUGUUGUUAUCUUGCCAGAGUGUCGCUCUAACCAUCAGAGGUCCAACAAGUUUACUGCACAUUACUGCGUUAUGUUUUACUGUAUAUGGAUGUAUUAAUCUGUCAGUGUGGGAUGUACUGCUCGCAGCCCCGCAUCUCAUUCCAUAACUCGCCACCAAAGGAGGACAACUUCACUUAACUGACAUGUGGUUUAAAAAUGUGACACCUGACCGUGAGAUUACUGGGAAAUUUCUCUGAAGGUCUACUCACAGAGUCAGUAUGGAAGCAUUUUAUUAGGAGUAUAUUGUGUUAUUUUACUACAUUUCGGCUAAAUGCUUAUUUAUGCAUUAAUUGUUUUAUUUUUUUGUGUUAUAUACUGAUCGAUCAGUGCAUUUGUUAAGAGUUGUGGAUUUCUAGUUAUGCUUAAUACUGAGAUAUUCGUGGCAGGGCAGCGCCUCUUAUUACCCAGUUUGCUUAAGGCACUGUAAUGAACAGUUUCAUGUUAGCAGGCUAAUUUUGCAAACUAAGAUUAUAAUAUUAGCUAAUCUCUUUAAAAUGUGUAUGCCAGCAUUCCUCUAACCAAAGGGAAUUAAGAAUAAUAAAAAUCAAAAAAUGUACUAGUUAGGAUUCACUCUUAUCUCGUAUCUAUUUCAGAUAGCUAAGGGGAAGGAAGAUGCUCAUUGAAAAGCUACAAGAAGUUAAUGUAGAAAAGUGCCGCAAACUGCAAACACUUUAAGCCAUUCCAAAGAAUAUUGAUGCUUUAAUGACAAACUAGUUCUUCAUUUUACCAAUCGAAAAAUAGUGACAUUCACACGCUCAAAAUAAGUUGCUGGAUUGUCAAAAUUUUCCUCCCCCCGCCGCGUUAAUGUCUGUGCACUUUGAAGCAAAAAAAGAAAAAUCUGUAUUUUGUCCUUUUGUGUUUACAAGAUGCUUACUAUUUUUCUAGGGGAUGGGAAAUGAUCUUAAGAAUGAGUUCAUUUUGCACAUAACUUUUCUAACUAUGUAAUUAGUGCGCUUGUUUGCCUAACAAGUGGAUAGAUGGACCAUUGGACUGUUGGAAAUUCCAUAAAGAUGCAACACAGAAAUAAAGAUUUAAAUGAUAAUGUCAGCUUAGCACUGGCAUCAUAAUCAUCUACAAGACAAGUGUGCUGUGGUAACAGAUGCAUUCACACAGGCAAAUCUUCACAUACUCCAUAGUAUUUAAUCAAUAUACCUCAAAAUACAGAAACGGUGGUUUCUGUAAAAAAUCUAUUGGGUCAUAAUAAUAUCAGGAUCACUGAAAGUAUUAUUUUGUUUUCCCCUUCUGUAUUUUUAUAAUUCAUGGUUAAAAAAACAACAAAGGGGAAACGAACAACUGAUGUUUUUGAGGCCGAGGUUGAACCGUGCGGGAAGCAAGCACGAUUUUGCGUUCUUUGAUUUCGUGCAGUCAAACACAUUACAGUUUAUUUCCUGUGCAUUUUCAACCUGCUAUGAUUCAUCUGCUCUCAUUGGAGCUGCUGCCAAGCAUUUCUAUGACCGACUGAUUUCAGCAGAGUUGCUCUGUCGAGAAAGGUUUUGUCUUUGAUCCGAGGCAAAAUAGAAAACCCGUCUUAUUUGCAGCUCUUUUUCCAGUUCAUUUUAACACUGCACUUCAAACAGAUUUUCUUUUUCUCCUUUCAGUCCAUUUAAGACCAAAAGCCUUGUUAAUCAGAGGCAGCCCAUUUGCACCUCAGUUGUAAAGCUUCUUGCUAACAUAGAUGCAAAGGUGACAUUAAAAAUGUAUUUGUGUAAUCAAUGUAUUUUAGAUUAAAAAAAUAAUAAUGAUAAUGAGCUUUAAUUUUCUUUCAUGCUGUAUGGUUACACUUGGUUUUGAGGGUUUAUUAUCAUUGCCAGAUAACAAAUAUAAAAACAUCUACCAUGCAAGUUGAACAAGGACGGUUACUAAAACUGUAACAGGAGAUUCUUUAAAGGGAACUUUGACAGUUUUCUGUGUUUGUGUGUUCUGUAACUUUGCAUCUGUAACAGAGUGUAUUGUGUUAACUUGCUCUUAUGAAGCUUAAGUCCUGGUUGCAACAUGUAUUCCUCUAAAUUCUGGCUAUCUUUAAAGUGGUAACUGAAUGUCUUUAAUACCCGCGAAGCGGGAUAUUUAAGCUUGUGUUUUGUGGACAUGGAAUUGAGGCUUGUUUUCUAUCGGUGGGUGCUCCAUGUCUCUCUGGCUGUGCUGUCUGCUGCCAUUACUAAUGGUCAGAUUUGUAUUUGACCUAAUGCACGUAUGUAACUGCCCAAUAAAACACUAGCAGUGUGUGACCUCUA